This is a messenger RNA of Hippopotamus amphibius kiboko, 2628 nucleotides long. RefSeq names its product TNF superfamily member 14 (gene TNFSF14). Gene Ontology annotation, biological process: immune response. The transcript has 4 exons. Gene Ontology annotation, cellular component: membrane. The record is from RefSeq and is a predicted model, not a curated record. NCBI's taxonomy places the organism in Eukaryota, Metazoa, Chordata, Mammalia, Artiodactyla, Hippopotamidae. Gene Ontology annotation, molecular function: tumor necrosis factor receptor binding. The coding region runs from base 107 to 832 and encodes 241 amino acids.
GCGUGAGAAGCCCAGGGGCAUUGGGCAAUCGUGGUUUCCUCCUGGCUCACAGGACCCAACGGUGCCAGCCCAGCCCCAGGCGUCUUGGGGCCUCAUCCGCUCAGGCAUGGAGGAGACAGUUGUGAGGCCCUCGGUGUUCGUGGUGGAUGGACAGACGGACAUCCCGUUUACGAGGCUGGGGCGCAGCCGCCGGAGACAGCCCUGCAGUGCUGCCCGGCUGGGCCUGGGCCUCCUGCUGCUGCUGUUGGCGGCAGGACUGGCCAUCCAGGGCUGGUUCCUGCUGCACCUGCACUGGCGCCUGGAGGCGAUGGUCACCCCCCUGCAGGACAGAGGUGCAGGAUCCUGGCAGCAGCUGGUGCAAGAGCGGAGGCCCCAGCAGGCCAACCCAGCAGCACACCUCACAGGGGCCAACUCCAGCCUGACGGGCAGCGGGGGCCCACUGUUGUGGGAGACUAAACUGGGCCUGGCCUUCUUGAGGGGCCUCAGCUACCGGGACGGUGCCCUGGUGAUCGCCCAGGCCGGCUACUAUUACAUCUACUCCAAGGUGCAGUUGGGCGGUGUGGGUUGCCCCCAGGGGCUGACCGGCGGCCUGCCCAUCACCCACGGCCUCUACAAGCGCACCACCCGCUACCCCGAGGAGCUGGAGCUGCUGGUCAGCCGGCGGUCACCCUGCGGGCGAGCAAGCAGCCCCCGGGUCUGGUGGGACAGCAGCUUCCUGGGCGGAGUGGUCCACCUUGAUGCCGGAGAGGAGGUGGUGGUGCGCGUGCCUGAUGAGAGCCUGGUCCGAGUCCGCGAUGGCACGCGCUCCUACUUCGGGGCGUUCAUGGUGUGAAGGAAGGAGUCGGGGUGGAUUGAACAGGGCUCCGUCUGACAUGCAGAGACCUCAGAGGAUGCCUCUGGAGACAGGAAACGCAACAAACAGAGAUUUGGGAGCGUGCCCAGGGGAACCUCAAACUCGACAGAUGGAGAGCUCACAGCGGGGGACCACUGGGUUCCGUGGGGGACCACUGGGGCCAAGAACCCAGCUGUCCCAAGAGGUUAAAGACCCGGCAGGUACCUCUGAAGAACCAAAGGAGACGACACACCCUGCCACGGACAACACUGAAGACACAGACCCCGAGGCUUGGGGGGUCUGUCAGCCCCCAAGCAGGGGUCAAGCUAAUCUGCCUGAUAUUCAGGACGAAGGGGUGAGGGGUGGGUAUUUAUACUUUUGAGUCAGAGCAAAGUGGGACAUGGGGGUCCAGGGAGUUGGCUGAGAACAGGAAACGCUUUCCACUCUCACAAGUAUGAGUGGAAAGUGGGGUACUUAUCAUCAGGACCCACACCGUGGCCAGCCCAGCCCAGCCCCACCCAUGGUCAUGGUCAUGGUCAUAUGCCCAAGUCCCACCCACGGGUUGUGGCCACACCAUAUCCUGGCCACAAAGUUCCACGCAGAGAUGCAGGCAUGGGGAGGUACUGGUAGAUGUUUAACAACCAGCUCUCCCGGGAGGGUAGAGGCUUUGUAGUGUUUGCUGAUUUCCAUGGUGUAAAUAUUCCCACUGUGGCUGGUUUCUGGCUCCCAUAUAUAUCAUCAGGUAGUUGGCUGUAUCCCAGCACUGCUAAGCUCUCACAUUCCAUCAGGACAGCGACGCUGUUCCCCACCUGAGCCAGAGCCUGGUACACGGACACUUGGAAAAUGGUUGCAGAAAGAAAAAGAAAAAGAGAGAAAGAGAGAGAGAAGGGAAGGAGGGAAGGUGGGAGGGAGGGAAGGAGGAGGGAAGGAAGGAAGGAAGAAAGAAAGAAAGAAAGAAAGAUAGAAGGAAAGAAAGAAAGAGAGAGAAAGAGAGAAGAAAGAAAGAAAGAGGAAGAAAGAAAGAAAAAGAAAGAAAGAAAGAAAGAAAGAAAGAAAGAAAGAAAGAAAGAAAGAAAGAAAGAAAGAAAGGGAAAGAGAGAAAGAGAGAGAGAGAGAAAGAAAGGAAGGAAGGAAGGAAGAAAGGAAGGAAAGAGAGAGAGAAAGAAAAGUGAAAGAAAGGUGGAACGAAAGAAAGAGAAAAUGAAAGAAAGAAAGAAACUACCAUCAUAGAGAAUCACAGCCCCACAAGCUCAGUCCACUCCUUCACAACCACAGACUGCAUCACAAACCCUCAGUCACAAAUGCUGCAUUACAACCACAUAGGACACAGUCACACACAAGUCAUCAUCACAGCCUCCAUCACCCACACAGGCCAUUCAGUCACACCAUGUGUGACACAUGGGAUGCAGUGCUUCUCACAUCAGGAUUCCACAUGUCGUACCAUGGUCACACCCAUCACACACACAUGGCAUCACAAUGACAAACACACAGACACACACACAAGCACAACUGAAAGUUCCUCCUAGCCAAAACAUACAAACCCUGGGGUGAGGACCAGAUUUAUUCUGUAGUCCUGGGCCCCUUGACCACUGGUCUUGGAAAUAAAUGAUGAACUUUGCACCUGGGUCCAUCUAGUUCUUAGGGGAAGGGUAGCUCAGGGAGGCACAAGGAUAGAUGGGAGACCCACAGGGGUCACUUUUAUAGCUGAGAAAUCUGAACCCAGCUGACCCAACUCCAUGCAGGAAGCUUAGCGGGGAAACUAAAGACCUGAUGCCCAGGUCUGCCUUAGCCCCAAA